Messenger RNA from Mugil cephalus (flathead mullet), 2075 nucleotides. It is a transcript of the gene traip, whose product is annotated as TRAF-interacting protein. Bases 215 to 1567 code for a protein of 450 amino acids. The record is from RefSeq and is a predicted model, not a curated record. NCBI's taxonomy places the organism in Eukaryota, Metazoa, Chordata, Actinopteri, Mugiliformes, Mugilidae. The transcript has 16 exons.
CGAACGUACAGCGGGUAAAGUUAGCCGCGUUAGCCCCUGUGUAUGUAUAAACACACAGUCUACGGUGUCAAAUAACGAGCUUCUUUUUAAUACUAGCUCCUUAACCGAGUUAAAUUGACACACUACAGUUAAUAUCAGCGAUGCUUGGACUUAUAACAAGUGGCUGUGCAGUAACUUAGUACUCGUUUGAGAGGCAGAUCAUCGUAUCGCUAAGAUGCCGAUCCGAGCAUACUGCACAAUUUGUUCCGAUUUCUUUGAUCACUCUAGAGAUGUCGCUGCCAUCCACUGCGGACACACUUUCCACUAUGAAUGCCUUCUGCGGUGGUUUCAAAGUGCCCCCACAAAGACCUGUCCCCAAUGUAGGAAACAGGUCAGCACCAGGCACAUUAUCAGCAAGCUGUUCUUUGACAUCGGUGGAGGGGAGGAGGAGAACACAGCAGACCCAGAAAGCUUACAGAAUGAGCUCGAUCGAAUGAAAGCACUUCUGAGCUCUAAAGAACAUGACUGGCGGGACAAAGAGAAGAUGGUGGCCGGUUUGAAGGACACCGUGGACAAGCAGAAGAGAGACCUGGACAAUGUGCGGAAAGAGAUUACGGAAAAGGAGAUGCUGUGUUCUGCCCUCAGAAAACAGAUGAGCUAUUUAGAGACGCAACAGAAUGAGGUUCACGCUGCCAAGGAGGAGGUCCGGAGACUGAGGAUCAAACUGAAAACGUUUGAAAGCCUGGACGUGUUGUUGCAGGGACAGAGAGCAGAGGUAGAGUCCAUGAUCACAGAUAUGGGUGUCAGUCACGUGGCUGUGGAGCAGCUCUCCAUCUACUGCAUCUCUCUCAAAAAAGAGUAUGAUAAUCUAAAAGGAAACCUGAAGUCCUCAAACGACAUGUGUGAGAAGCUGAAGAGAGAAGUGCUCUCCUCAAAUAACAAGUUACAAAAAGCGACACUGGAGGUGAAUCGGACAAAAGAGGACAUGAAGUCUCUGCAAAAUGACCUGGUCAAUGCAGACAAAGAGAUCAACAGUCUGAAGAAGAAGGUGGAGUUUCUUCAGAAGAGUCUGAGCACGCCAACGCGCACAAACGAAGCUCUCAGCCGGCUCGUCUUUGAAAGCCCGGCCCCGAUGGAGCUGAAGCAGCCGCGCCUCCACCAGCCGGCCGACUGUGAUGACAUUGAUCUCAACAUGACGUAUGACAUCACUACCCCAGACGACGUGGCCAAGAAACCAACGCAGGUCCAUUCAAAGAAGAUGCGCCUUGACCCGUCUUUAAAAUCUGUGUCCAAACACAAUGAGAAAUCCUCAUCUUCAAGCAAGGCUGAAGAUGGAGAUUCAGCCAUGGAUCCUUUUUUUAGAAACUCCCUCCUCUUCAGAAAGAAAACUUUUGGCAGCAUGUUGGAUCCUCACAGGAAGCCAGGAGCCAUCAAAACUGGCUAUGAUGGAUUAGGAGGACGAACUAAAUUCAUCCAACCUUCUCCUUUGUCAGAGAUUCGGCCGCUGAUGAAGGCUAAAAGGAAAAAAGUGACCCGGCCUCCAUCAAAGAUCGCACCUUGCCUGACUCUGGACGACUUCCUCGAAUGAAUGUUUUGUCGUUAAAUGUUGGGAAUUGAAAGCGUGAAGAAUCGCGUUUGGUGCCGCUGUGGGACAGAGAACUCGUCGAGCAGCGGUUCUGCCUCUCAGGAACCAAACAUCCUUUAAAGGAACUAUUAUUUAAAAUCAAUCCUCCCACAGUCCAGACCACGAGUCUCGACUUUUCGGUGACAUCAACAAACCUGCUGAACCUUUAUUUUUGUGUUGACGUGAGCAUGUUUGUGGACCCGACCAGCCUUUUGCAAGGAGCAUUCUCCUGAACAUGUGUUGGUGUUUGUUUAUGCUUGUAUAUGAGAGAGAAACCAGUUUAUUUGCCACUGACUUGUCCUGUGUGAUUGUCACAGAUGUGUCUGUUCUCCAUGCGCAGAAAAAUAAGCAGUUAUUCCUCAAACCUGUCUCCGCAUAUUGACCUACGUGUAGCUAUACUGUAGGUGUUUUACUUUCAGUGGUCCAGAUGUAAACCAGCACGCAAAUAAUAAACAAUAUUUUUUUUUAUUAA